This is a messenger RNA of Sphenostylis stenocarpa, 213 nucleotides long. The record is from the annotation of a GenBank genome assembly. NCBI's taxonomy places the organism in Eukaryota, Viridiplantae, Streptophyta, Magnoliopsida, Fabales, Fabaceae.
AAAAUUGUUAGAAGUCGAGAUGUUGUUUUUCUUGAAGAUCAGACCAUUGAAGAUAUUAACAAGAAAGAAAAGUCAAGAUAUGUUGCUCAUAAGUGCAUUGAUGUUGAGCCUGAACCUCCUACCAGUGUUAUUAAUUAUGGGAGAGAUGUGAAUGCAGAUUUGGAGAAUGUAGAUAAUAUGUUUGAAACUCAAGCCAAUGAACCAACUGAAUAA